This is a messenger RNA of Scheffersomyces amazonensis, 1097 nucleotides long. RefSeq lists its product as uncharacterized. Lineage: Eukaryota; Fungi; Ascomycota; Pichiomycetes; Serinales; Debaryomycetaceae. Bases 80 to 946 code for a protein of 288 amino acids. The transcript has a single exon. The record is from RefSeq and is a predicted model, not a curated record.
ACAACAGCAACAACAGCAACAACAGUACUUAAACCCAAGUCAGUACCAACAGGUCUCACCUCAGAAUCAGCACCAGCAGAUGUACCAGCAGCACUUGCAACAGCAGUCGCCUAAACAGAAGCAGCAGUUUGACUACUCGCAGUAUCAGCAGCAGUACCAACAGCAGCAGCAGCAGCUCCAACAACAGAUCCAACAGCAGCAACAACUUCAGCAGCAACAACAACAACAACAGCAACAACAGCAGCAGGUGCAGCAGGUCCAACAGCAACAGGUGCAACAACAACAUCAGCAUAUCCAGCCUCAGCAAGUGUCCAAGGAGAAGAAGCCCAAACAGAAAAGAAUGACUAAGAAGCAGCUUCUCCUCCAGCAACAGGCGCUUGAAGAAGAAAGAAGAAGACAGGAACAGCUCCGAAUGGAAUUGGAGGCCCAGGCUCGUGCCCAGGCUGCUCAAGUGCAAGCCCUCCAAGUGAUGCAAUCACAAACGGGUGAGAAGAAGAGAAGAGGUCGUCCUAAGAAGUUGAUUCUUGAUCCUACCACUAAUCAGUACAUUGAUCUGACACAUCCAAACUUCAAGCAUUUGAAUAAGAUCAUUAAGGAUUCUACUUCAGAAAUGUUACAGGCUGGUGGUGUACCAGGAGAUCAUCAUUAUGGACAAACCAUUGCUCCAUCUGCUACUACCACUACAGCUCCUAUUCCUGUUCAUUUACCUGUGCAAGUCUCGCUCAACGGUAAAGCCAAGCGUGACAAAGAGUUGACGCCUGACUUAACCAGAUUGUAUGAACAACCCACCUAUUUGAGAACCUUGGAUGAUCCUUCAGUCCAACAAUUAAUCCAGAAGAAAGAUCGUAGAGGACGUCCAAGAAAGUUCCCUGUAGAACAAACAGGAAUAACCAUUAAGGGGAUCAGAGUCAAUGGGCUGCUCAAGAAUAAGAUCGCCAAGAAGUGAGUCAUGUGUCUAUACCAUUAAUAUUGUUGUUUUCUUCUUCUUAUUAUUAUUAUUAUUACUACUCUUACUAUUAUUAAUAUUACUACUCUUACUGCUACUCUUCAUAUUGUUCCUAUCACUACUACUUAUUACUAUUACUAUUAUUAUUAUU